AUGCAGCCUCCAUCUGAUGGCACCCCAGCCCCGCUCCUGCUCGCCGUGGGUGCUAAGGCCUCAGACUUCGACGUCGCCCAAAACCCCAGCCUCCACGCUCCAUGGGCUAUCAAGAUGAAGCGCGCCACGCACGGCGUCGCGUCUGGGGCGUGGUACUUUGAGGUCAAGGUCAUGCACCUCGGCCACACCUGCCUCGGGUGGGCAACCAACAUGGCGGACAUCGACAUGCCCGUUGGGUGUGGUGCCUAUGGGUUUGGGUACCGCGACAGCGAUGGCGCCAAGGUGCACAUGUCUUGGAGGGACAAGUAUGUGAUGAAGAGAUGUGCUAGGGUUCUACAUCUCUCUGACUGA
Miscanthus lutarioriparius is the source of this 351-nucleotide messenger RNA. The record is from the annotation of a GenBank genome assembly. NCBI's taxonomy places the organism in Eukaryota, Viridiplantae, Streptophyta, Magnoliopsida, Poales, Poaceae.